GUUUGGUAUGAGUAGGUGCGGAACGGUUCGCGUUUCAACCACCAAAAGUUGGCGGGGUCCAGACUUAGCCGUGAUUGGCCGUACUUAUCUCUCAGUACUCCUCCAUUGGGGUACCAAGUGGUCUGAAAGGGUGCCAACAAGUUCGAGCUACACAUGCCGUCCGUUGAUUGGUCGACAGAAUCGUCACCUCCGUGCGACAGGGGGAUGAUAACAAAAAAUACAGUAGGCCUAUCCGCAAGGUAUUUCUGGACAAUGGCGAAAGCUUUGUUGAUUGAGGAAAUGAUGCGCAAAAGUUUGCCGUCCUUCCUCAACGUCCUACUUUGUUGCUCUUUUUACUGUGUCCUGUUCUUCUUUUCAUUGGAUUUAUUAGCAGGCUACACAGUGCCGGGCUGCGAUGAGGUGCAAAAAGAAGACCCAUGAGGGAUUCACUCAUAGCAUGUUUCCCAUGAGUGAAACAUGCUAUGAGUGAAUCCCGCGGCUAUCGCCAUCCUGCCUAAACCCCGCCCUACCAUAAGGGUACUGUCGGCGGUGGAAACGCGAGCCAUCACUGAGCUGCGUGAAGCUGCACCUACACUAAUGCCUGAUCGUACUGGGCCUAAGCGCACCCGCCGGUGGAAACGUGCCAUGAGUGAAUCCACAAUGGGUCUUCUUUUUGCACCUGCAACCCCACCUAUGGUCCAAAAUAUCUCCCGCAGUUUGAGAGUGUAAAUCUCAAGGUGGAUCAAAAAGGUUUGCUCCAGAUGAACUGUUGUGUUCUUUCUGAUCUCCUCUUUGACCUGAGACUAAAGCUGAUGAAAACACGUGUCAUGGGUUGUGCUGCAAAGAACAGACUGAAUGAUUACCCAGUUAAUUAGGUAUAGCUAGCUAAAAUAAAAUAAUAUCGAAUACAGCAGACCUGCAGUAUAUAUUCUUUAUGAAGGUUAAAACUUUCAGUUUUUCAGUUGAAACUUUUACAGAGAGCGAGGUAUUGAUUCUGCAUGGAAUCUGGUUUGCGGUGCACUUUGCAACACACUUAUUUUAUUUCACCACAAAACAACGGUAACUGUUACUGCAGCAAGUUAAUUAUAUAAAGUUCAACAGCAUUCGAACAUGCUUUAAUCAGCAACAUGUUAGAGCCAACUCCUGCAUUAGUGCUGAUGAGUAUUCGAUUUGUCCGGCCGGAGCACAAAAAGCCCAACUCCCCCCAAAUAAAAGACAAGCCGGUCCCAUAGUUUCCAUACAUUUUUCGAACUCAACGGCCGCCAUCUUAGCUACAUAGUGGAAGAGGCAGAGCCAGGCUGAGCCAAUGUCGGCGCAUUUUCCACAAAGCCUGCAUUAAUGGAGUCUUUUGGUAGCUUUGAUAGCCUUUUAUAGCUGCUAGGCGUAAAGGGUUCACCGUUCAAAGCGGGAUGUUUAUGCCGGGUUCCGAGCCGCGGCGGCAGUCAAGAUCAUAAUUUCCGGAUUAUGCACCACAGAGUAUUCGAUUUGGUUCAACAUUGACAUCUGAAAAUCUGCACACUUAGUGAGUGCGGAUAGUGUACUAUAGGUUUAAGUGCACUCAUGGAAGUCUGGAUAUCGGAACACAGCACAGGCCACGUUUGCUAGCACGAUAACAAGCUAAUAUUUGCCGGCUAGCAUGAUGGACUAAUGUUACAUGUUACCAAACAUGUUACCUUAAUUCGUCUGACUCCUAACAAGCUAACCGGUAUGUAAAAAAAGUUAACCAAGCACAUGGACUUACUCACAUGACGCCACAUACACAAAUAUUCACUCAUGAAGAGUCCUGUUUGGGUCCGUUGAGUUACUGAGAGCACACUGCUCUGAUGUCUACACGAGUGUGCACACAGGUGACUCCUACGGCCCAAAUGAACUAAGGUUACAGUCAAUAUAUUACUUUAGUUCAUUUUACUUGAUGCUAUGGGUAAAAUGUACACAGGAAAACUAUGAUUCAAAAAUACACACAAACACCAAGUAACACCAGUAAUAUUUAUAGGGCCAAAGAAUUAAUGACCACCUCCUCCUGCAAAAUGGCACAGGCCAGGCGAAGGGGUGACUAGAAGAUACAAAUAUUGUGGCGUAGCUUCAUGAAUGAAUGAUGGAUAGAAGGAGGCAGGAUCAAAACGAUAUAAUCACAGUCAAUGCAGUAAGAAAUACUGGGGAAUGCAUUUAUAAAUAUGUAAUAUAAAAGCAAUGCAAUAUUAACAAAGACGGAUAGCAUAUAAUCCAUGAACCUUUAUGCAUCCUAUUUGUUCUCUCUGAUUAUAUCUGCCAAAGAUCAUGCCAUUUGGAGAAAGAUGAGACCUAUAUCUAAAAUAUAUAAAACCUCAGCCUGUAGUGUAGGUAUUUUGUUCAGACAGCGUUCCAUGGAAGUUGUUUAGAUCACAACGAAAGCAAUAUUAAAAGCAGUCGUGUUUAUUGUCAGUUACUUUACACAACACUCCACUGUGGAGUGACGCUUGUUUUGGCAAGAGGACAUGCGACCCCAUCACACUGAUGAAAUAACUCAAUUUCCAAAGCGUUGAGCACAGACCAUAGAGAGAGAGACAGUAAGUCCAUGUCCAAUAUCUAAGGAUCUUCCAUGGGGCAAAUGGAAUGUCAAUCAAGCAGUGGAACAUGGAUGCGCUGUACCCCGGCGGGCAGAGACGUUUUCUGGUGAGACGCUUGCCGUUGUUCUGGCCUCGGUGUGCUACUUUACGUGUGUCCUUUUAACUUUCCCCGUCCCCUCACGCCACUGCGAUCCUGUCUAUUAUCAGUAAAUAUGCCCCCCCAGCACAACUCUAAACAAAGUUUCAAUCUCUCUAUUCUGUAGCAUUUUUUUUUUUGCAUUCUGUAACUUUUGAAUGUGUUUUUUUUUUCAUUUUCUCCAAACCUUUGAAAGCCAACCAUGCAGAUUGUUCUUAUUUUGUCUUCUACAUAUACAAAUAUGAAAUAAAAGGGCAAAUGCCAGCCUAUAACUUAUCCCGCCAACCCCUUCUUUGGACUGGAAAAGGCAAGGCCAAUUAUCAUAAUAAAUAAAAACAAAUAUUAACCAGCAUACCGUCCUGUUUCAAACCUUUUCCUUACUGCGCCUGUUUCAAUCUGUUAUACAUUAACCUCUAACUCUGCGUUUCAAGAAGACAAAUGGACGCUUUAACCGAGAUGAGAAGAAAUACCUUUGCGGCUUAUAGCGUCAUUAAAACAUGACAAGCAUUCAGCUGCUAAAGGUGCUUAUUCCAGGGAAUGAAAGAGUGUUUACUCUUUGAUUAAUUUGCUUCGAGGGAGACCUGCAGUUUCAAGACUCAUGAAUAAGCGGGUGACAAGUAGAUUUCUCCGUGGUGACAAGUUAUCUAAGCUACAGGGCAAAACGAUUAUGCUAAUAGCGGCGUGUAGUCAUCAAUCAUCUGAUGUCAAUGCGGUGUCACCGUGCGCUUGCGACGCGCCUCCGGUCACAGCGCGCGGUGCGCGUGGAUGUUGUUAAUAGCCUACCUGUCCCUCCGCUCUGCGGACGCGCAAUUGCUCUUGCGUAAACUAUUUGUAGGUAUAGGAAGUGAAAGGAAACGAGGAGCGGAAUUGAUGAAGCGAGUUUUCCUGAUAAAUAAAACUAGUGGGCUACAGUACACACACACACACACACACACACACACACACACACACACACACACACACACACACACACACACACACACACACCGGGGUCCACGUGACAGAGGCACGCAUGUUUAAACCAAGAGGGCACGAGGAGCUGUAUGAUUUGAUAUCAUUGUGCGGAUUCAUUGUCAACCUCUGAAGUGUGCGUGUGUGUGAUGCUGAUUCUACAAAAAUGGAAAAGAUCUUCAAGGAUUCGGGUGCUAUUUAUUUUGAGUUAAUGCCCGAUCGACGCAUGACCAAAGUGCAAAGCAUCGUUUGCGCAUAACCCUGCCUUGAUAAGUUGGAGGACGUUUAGUUGGAUGAAGUUGAUUCAGAGCCAUAUUUCGCUCACCUGUGAUCCGGAUCAUGGCUUAUUCACAUAUGGGAUACUCUUACUCUAGCACGCCGCAGUUUCUAAUGACAUCGGGCUCCCUGAGCGGCUGUGUGGAGCCCGGCGGACGGGCUCUCAUGGACAUGAGAACUUCUCCAUCCCAUCCGGCUCUCAGCUGCCCGCUGUACGAGGGCAGGGUUCUGCGGUCCCCCGCGGCGACCAGCAUCGGUCUCUGCAGCGGUGCCUACCCCAAGGGUCAAGCCUACUAUAAUACUUGUUCCAGCGAUGCAUCUGCCAUCUACUCUAGGAACCCACUCGAUUCCAAAGAAGGGGCCAUGCCUGCACAAACUGGGGCAUCUCAAGCCCCAGCCUACUAUCCUUAUGAGUACAGCUUCGGGCAGUACCCUGACGACAGAUACGGGUACUCAUGCACUGAUGGAGCGUCUCGCCGUAAGAACGCCACCCGGGAGACCACCAGCACGCUGAAGGCCUGGCUGCAGGAGCACCAGAAGAACCCCUACCCCACCAAGGGGGAGAAGAUCAUGCUGGCCAUCAUCACCAGGAUGACCCUCACGCAGGUGUCCACAUGGUUCGCCAACGCACGCAGGAGGCUGAAGAAGGAGAACAAGGUGACGUGGUCGCCGCGCGCCUGCAAGAGCUCCGAGGACCGGGGCGCUGACGAAGACAGCGACGCAGGGGAAGAGCAAAUUAAAAGUGAGCAGGAAGCCUGUGGUGAGUACAACAAGGGAUGCGUGGACACACCGCGGCUCCGGAUCAGAGGGCACACACGUCUAACUGUAACCGGCUUACCUCUCCCAGAUCAGAGUCUGGGCGAUCUGCAGAGCGACCCGGAGGAUUUUGACCGGCUGGAGUCCGACGGAUCAGAGAGCGAACCAAAGACAGACUAUGUCCCAGACGGAGGCGGAACAGGAACCCCCUUGGCCGAGCUCUCGCACAGCAGGCGGCCCGUCGCCAGCGACUCGGACACGACGCGCGGGAAACACAGGAUUCCCUCGGACUGCCCCGGCCUCACCGCGGCCCGGCCCCAGAGCAGCGCCCUCCCCGUCUCCUCCGAGGCCACGCUGAAGAUCUGGUCUAUUGCUCGCCAGGCCGCGUCUUUACAGCCGGAGUACUCCCCCUGCAUGCUGGCGUGCCCCUGCUCCCCGGGCUAUCCCGCCAGCAUGGGGCUGACUGCUCCCGGCAGGAGCCAUGACUCGCCAGUGGCCACACUCAGAGAUUGGGUGGACGGCGUUUUCCACGACGGUCUGUUCCAACAGCGAGCUCCUCACCAGGCGCCGGCCGAGUCGGAGGGGACGGCGGUGUGGGAGGGGCUUAGUUAUGGACAGACGGACAGCAGGGCGGCGGGCCACUCCUAUUGAGUUCCGGUGAAAACUCUUUUUUUUUUUCAGAGACUUACAGACUUCCAAUGUGUCACUCGAAUGGGCACUUUGUUGUUAUCUGUUUGAAGCGACAUUAAUGUUGAGGGAAUGAUGUGUUAGAUACACUUGGGUGGGCCCUAUCUCUCUUCAUACAUAGAAGAGACACUGCGUUAUUAAUUCCAAACUACUGCAGAGAUUGUUCUUACUUUUUGAAGAGUGUUGAUGAAGAAAAUAAAUAGCAUUUCACUUGA
Messenger RNA from Gadus macrocephalus (Pacific cod), 5546 nucleotides. RefSeq names its product iroquois homeobox 4b (gene irx4b). Bases 3952 to 5295 code for a protein of 447 amino acids. Gene Ontology annotation, cellular component: nucleus. The transcript has 5 exons. The record is from RefSeq and is a predicted model, not a curated record. Gene Ontology annotation, biological process: neuron differentiation; regulation of transcription by RNA polymerase II; cell development. Gene Ontology annotation, molecular function: RNA polymerase II cis-regulatory region sequence-specific DNA binding; DNA-binding transcription factor activity, RNA polymerase II-specific. NCBI's taxonomy places the organism in Eukaryota, Metazoa, Chordata, Actinopteri, Gadiformes, Gadidae.